AUGAUUUCGCUGAUAACAGCAGUGGCGUCGGGCUGCAUAAUCGUGUGGCUCAUAGAUUUGCGCAUGAAAUUCCGUAAAGAAAUUGCCAGGAUCGGUCAUGUUCCCACCCUGCGUCUGCUUUUUCCUCCGCAAAGUAUACUGGGCUUUAUAAUUCCACCGAUACCAUUUAUAUCUUCUGGACCGAACCAUGGGUUUCGCCUCAAGCGCGAGUUGUUCGAUAAAUUUGGAAUGGACAUAUAUGCUGGUGUAGGAAUAAUUCCUACGACUUCUGCUUAUUUCGUCUCGGAUGCAGAAGCAUUGAAGCAAAUACUAGCGUCCCGUGGAGCGUUCCAAAAGCACAAUGAUGACUACCAAUUUCUAACUAUCUUUGGGAGAAACCUUAUUGUUUCCGAAGGAGAAGAGUGGAGAAGGCAGCGAAAGAUUGUAGCACCCGUAUUUUCUGAUAAAAACAACCGCUUGGUCCAAGUUUCUGCCAAGGGAUUUGUCGACCAAAUGACCAGCACCUGGAGCCGCGAUCAACCCACUCGCAUCCAAGAUAUAGACGGCCAGGUUACAAUGCAGAUUACUCUUUGCGUCAUCUCCAAGGCAGGGUUUGGUCAAGACAUCGAGUGGUGGAAUGACGGAGAGGCACCCGAAGGACACAAGUUCACUUUUAAACAAGCUCUGUUCACGGUAUCUAAAAAUCUGCCUCUGAUUAUUGUUAUGCCAAAGUGGAUGUUUGGCUGGACCAAACACUGGGUACACGUAAGAGAUGCAUACCAAGAGAUGAGGCUCUAUUUCCAAGAGAUGAUAUCUUCUCGACGCGCGGAUAAUACUCCCGGUAGCCAAGCUCAAGCUGAGGAACAGCAUGAUCUAUUUAACCAACUCCUGCUGGCCCAUGACGACUCCAGCAAACUUUCCGAAGAGGAACUAUUAGGAAACGUUUUCCUAUUUCUGUUUGCUGGACACGAGACGACUGCUCACUCACUAGCCUUCACACUCGCAUUGUUGUCCGUCUAUCCAGAAGAACAACGCAAGGUGAUUGAAGAGAUAGAGUGGCUACAAAAGGAGCGUGAUGAUUUUGGCUACGAAGACUUGCCAAAAUAUACGUAUACACAAGCUGUGUGGUAUGAAACGCUUCGUCUCUAUCCUAUAGGGCCAGAGCUCCCUAGGCGUGCUGGAUUCGAUACAUCCCUUACCUAUAUACCUCACGACUCCAAACAGCCUACUACAAUCUCAAUCAAAAAUGGGUCACAAGUAAUCAUUAACAUACCCGGCCUUCAUUACAACCCCAACUAUUGGGACGACCCCACCGAUUUUAUUCCUGCUCGAUUUUUGGAGCCAAACUGGAACAAAGAUGCAUUCAUUCCAUUCCUUGCGGGGCCGAGAGCUUGUAUCGGUAGAAGGUCAGGAGUCCCAUCAGUUCGCGGAAACCACGGCGCUCACUGUCCUCGUGAGGCUUUUGUCUAG
Messenger RNA from Rhizoctonia solani, 1449 nucleotides. RefSeq names its product cytochrome P450 family protein. The coding region runs from base 1 to 1449 and encodes 482 amino acids. NCBI's taxonomy places the organism in Eukaryota, Fungi, Basidiomycota, Agaricomycetes, Cantharellales, Ceratobasidiaceae. The record is from RefSeq and is a predicted model, not a curated record. The transcript has 11 exons. Gene Ontology annotation, molecular function: monooxygenase activity; iron ion binding; heme binding.